This is a messenger RNA of Vigna umbellata (rice bean), 1655 nucleotides long. Lineage: Eukaryota; Viridiplantae; Streptophyta; Magnoliopsida; Fabales; Fabaceae. The record is from RefSeq and is a predicted model, not a curated record.
GUUGUAGCAAUAAUGGGUAAAGAGAAGGUUCAUAUCAACAUUGUGGUGAUUGGCCAUGUGGACUCUGGAAAGUCCACUACCACGGGUCACCUCAUCUACAAGCUUGGAGGUAUUGACAAACGUGUGAUAGAGAGAUUCGAGAAAGAAGCUGCUGAGAUGAACAAGAGGUCAUUCAAGUAUGCCUGGGUUCUUGACAAGCUCAAGGCUGAGCGUGAAAGAGGAAUCACCAUUGACAUUGCUCUCUGGAAAUUUGAGACCACCAAGUACUACUGCACAGUCAUUGAUGCCCCCGGACACAGGGAUUUCAUUAAGAAUAUGAUUACUGGGACAUCCCAAGCUGAUUGUGCUGUUCUUAUUAUUGAUUCCACCACUGGUGGUUUUGAAGCUGGUAUUUCUAAGGAUGGACAGACCCGUGAACAUGCUCUCCUUGCUUUCACUCUUGGUGUGAGGCAGAUGAUUUGCUGCUGUAACAAGAUGGAUGCUACUACGCCUAAGUACUCCAAGGCAAGGUAUGAUGAAAUUGUGAAGGAAGUUUCUUCUUACAUGAAGAAGGUCGGUUACAACCCUGACAAGAUCCCUUUUGUUCCCAUCUCUGGUUUUGAGGGAGAUAACAUGAUUGAGAGGUCUACCAACCUUGACUGGUACAAGGGUCCAACUCUUCUGGAGGCUCUUGAUCAGAUCAAUGAGCCAAAGAGGCCAUCAGACAAGCCUCUUAGGUUGCCCCUUCAGGAUGUGUACAAGAUUGGAGGAAUUGGAACUGUGCCUGUCGGACGUGUUGAAACUGGUGUCUUGAAACCUGGAAUGGUUGUUACCUUUGCACCCACUGGACUGACAACUGAAGUUAAGUCCGUGGAGAUGCACCACGAAACACUCACUGAGGCUCUUCCCGGUGACAAUGUGGGAUUCAACGUGAAGAAUGUUGCUGUGAAGGAUUUGAAACGUGGUUUCGUUGCCUCAAACUCCAAGGAUGACCCUGCGAAGGAGGCUGCAAAUUUCACGUCCCAAGUUAUCAUCAUGAAUCAUCCUGGGCAGAUUGGAAAUGGCUAUGCACCUGUUCUUGACUGCCACACCUCCCACAUUGCUGUGAAGUUUGCCGAACUCGUGACCAAGAUUGACAGGCGGUCUGGUAAAGAGCUGGAGAAGGAGCCUAAAUUCCUGAAGAACGGAGAUGCUGGUUUUGUGAAGAUGAUUCCCACAAAGCCCAUGGUGGUUGAAACCUUCUCUGAAUAUCCUCCACUUGGUCGUUUUGCUGUGAGAGACAUGCGUCAGACCGUGGCUGUUGGUGUCAUCAAGAGCGUGGAGAAGAAGGACCCUACAGGAGCUAAGGUCACCAAGGCUGCACAGAAGAAGGGCAAAUGACUAGUGCAGGAUGGUCUAUUAAGGAAUCUCUAUUACCAUGACUAUGAUAAAUGUUGUCUUCUUCGUAGUAGUACUUUUUUUCAUGUCGGGAACUUGUUUAUCAUAUCAUGUGUCAGUGUCAGUUUUGCUCCGUCAUCCCGCAACUAUUGUUCUCAGAACUGGGUUCUUGAUCGACGGUGGCAAAGUUUAUUUCCUUUUUCUACUUUUUUGCUUUGUUUCUAUUACGAUGUGUUUGUCUUUGAGAAUAAUUGUAUCUUUGGAGGUACAACGAGUCUUAGGAUUUGUCCUAUGAUGCA